Molecule: messenger RNA, 2307 nt
Organism: Chara braunii
Lineage: Eukaryota; Viridiplantae; Streptophyta; Charophyceae; Charales; Characeae
Source: the annotation of a GenBank genome assembly
CGGCAACACAACCUGUCGUUUCUCGCCAGCAUGCACCAUCUUUCUUUCGUCAAGUUGUUGGAAGGGAAGUGGGUGCAGAAAGUGCAGCAAAAAAAAAGCUUCCCCGUUGGGAACAAUUUGUACACGGAGGAAGAUCGCAUGUACAUCCUCUUCAAGGGUGACGAUCUGCGCGUCAACACGUCCGUGGUCUACGAGGGAAACCUCCCCACGGGUGCCGCUGCUGCGGUGCGAUUACCUGAGAGGGUCACCCAGGCGGAUGUGUCCGAGAUUCCUUUCACGCCUUGCGACUGGUCGCUGGUUGCGCCUGAACGAAAGGGCAGCGUCUACGGGGAUAUGGAACGCAAUCCGACCCAAUUCGUCGGUCUUCUUGAUUUUCUUGGCAAGAAGGGAGAGGGUGUCGUGUUCCUUGGGAAACCGCAYGCGCGAAGCGUCUGGGAGCUUCUGAAGGCCGGCCGGCACGUUGUCGCAAUGGAAGGGAACUCCGACCUCUUGCAAUUCACGAUGCAGGUGGUGAAAAGCGAGGUCAAUUCGAGUGGGCACAAUUGUGAGUUCAUGGUCAUGAGGCCAACACGGGAUAAGGUAUGGAGCAAGAAGACGGAUAUGUGGUUUAAGUUGAGCGAGAUGAAGAGGAACAAGAUAUACGAUUAUUUGUUCCUUCAAACGCGUCCGAGGAGGGACACUGACGCCGAGUACAUCCGCCGGAAGGACCACAUGUUGGCACUGCUCGACAACUACCACUUUGCCUCCCGCAUGAACGCGAAGACGUUUAUCGAAAGGCUGCAGUCGCUGUACUUCGUGGAGUCCGAGGAGCAGUUGAAGCUAACCAGUUUCUCUUCCCUGAUGUCCACUGACGACGAGGAAGCCAUAGGUGUGGAGUUUGUCGGAAACAAGAAGGAGGAGGAGAGCGACACGGAGAGCAUCGACCUGCAGUACGACCCGCCUCCUGCGGACCACGACCGAGGGUCCUCGUCGGUCGGUCCGUCACCAAGCGCUGCAGCCCUCGUGUCACUAUUGGCCAAACCGGCGCCGGGCAGCACGCCGAUGAAGUUGCUGGAGAGACUAAGAGCUCUGGCCGCCCCCCCGCCCGCUUUGCCCCCCGGGUCCGUUGUCUUGCCCAAUCAUCCGUCUUGGAAGGAUGACAACAUCCACUUCCUGCUUGAACCGCAACGUCAUUCACCUGAGCAGGACUGGGGCCAUGACAUGGACAAGUGCUGGUUGGAAUUGACGGAGGACUACUACGAGCUCGACACGAGUCUGUCGAAGGGCGUGGUGGACUGGAAAGUGCCCCCUCCCAGUGGGCCGGACGGUGGUUCAGGGGGGGGGUCACCUGAAAGCGGAGGGGAUGGGGGUGGUGACGCAGGGGGUGGCAAAGGAAUCCCGCCUAUGGGGGAGAGAGGGUCUCACGGCCGCAACACGACACCGGGAGGCAGCGCCGGGGUGGCGGGUCUCGCCGUCGACCAGACUCCGUCGACAGGCACCCGGCCCGAGCCCACGACACACUCCGCCGACCCCCAGACUUCGUCCGUGGGCUCAUUGAGGGACACGUUGGCAGCCUUGGUUGCUCUGGGCAUUCGCACGGCCAGAAAGCCGAAGUCCACCGGGAUCCGAACUACAUCGGGUGAGGAGCCGCCAGAGCGGUCCGGAAGGCGAAGCUGCUCGGGGUCGGGGGAUCCAAGCACGGAUCGAGAAAUUUGCAGCAUUGCGACACGGGACAGAGACGUCGGAACGGUGUCGCCUGCGCGGGAGCGACGACCGCAAGGAUUGCAGCGGGAGGCUGCAAGUGCAGGGUCCGGCAACACGGAGUCCACGAAGUCCACCGAGAUCCGAACUUCGUCGGGCGGGGGGUGUCGGCCAGGGAUUGUCGUGCCGUUGAGAGGGGCAGCGUGCACGGAGACGGAAGGGCGGUCCUCGCGAUUCGGCACGGGUGCCGCGGAAGGGGACGAGUUUCGUGGGAGGGAAGUAGGGGAGGAAACAGAGGAACAGAAGGGAGCGCAAGAAGGGGAGGAAGAAGGGGAAGAAGAGGUGGAAGGGGAGGAAGCGGGAGAAACAAAGCUAAUUGAUUUGUUUGAAGGAAGGGAGGGUGCCGGGUCUGGAGAGGACGAAGUGGAACACAGUGAGGACGAUGCCGGAUCUGGAGAGUCGUCUGACGAGUUCAGACAACUGUACGGAGAGCAUCACGAGGAUGAUGUCGACGACGAUGCCACAGCAAUAGAGAUGGAGACAUAAGUGGUCAGCAGGCUUUUCGCAGAGCCUGAACAUUAUGCGGUCCGACCACUGACGUUUGCUGUCGACUUGCAGCACUGGUUC